AUGCUUGAUAAGGCGUUGAUGGCAGAGGCCAAACUAGUAACAAAGAAACAGACCAAUGCUCCAAUAACUGAAUGGAGAGACAAAAGAUCUGGAUCCAAUUUUCGGAAGGGCCGCUCAUUCUUUAUAGACAAAAGGCCAAAUACUGGAUCUUCAAGUAGUUCAAGCCAAAGCAGUGGGUCUAUGCAUGGUUAUCCAGAAUGUAGAAGGAAGCAUAAGGGCACGUGUCACCAUGCAUCUAGCGCUUAUUUUCGAUGUGGUAAGACAGGCCACAUGAUCAGAGAUUGUCUGAUGAGACUCGACACGACUACCCGUCCUGUGGCAAGUUCAGCCGGAUCUGCUCCUGCACCAAGAACGAAUGUGAGAGCCAAUACUGGGAGAGAAACAUUGAGACAAGGUCGGGUUUUUGCAUUAGUACCUAGGGAUGUACAGAAUACUGAUUAUGAGAUUCUUCAUACAACAAUUGGACGAGGAAGCUCUAGUUGUGUUUUCAAGGCCCAUAACCGUGACACCAAUGAAACUGUUGCUUUGAAGAGGAUUUAUUUACUUGAGAAAAACGAAUGUGUUCCAAGCUCAGCAAUUAGAGAAGUCUCAUUUCUAAAAGAGAUGGAUCAUAGCAAUGUCGUCAGGUUGCUGGACGUAGUGGAUAAUGAUAAAGCAUUGCAUCUUGUUUUAGAGUAUAUGGACCUCGACCUGAAGAAGUCUAUGGCCUCCUCUCCAGAUAUUGCCAAGAAUCAACAAAGUCUUAUGCAUCAGCUUCUUGAUGGUCUUGCUUAUUGUCAUUCUCAAAAAAUUCACCACCGUGAUUUGAAACCUCAGAAUUUGCUGAUAGAUUGUAAAAGCAUACUUAAGCUAGCAGACUUUGGAUCAGCCAGGGAAACUGAUGUUCCUCUUCACAGAUACACUGAAGGGGAAAUGAGGGAAAUUGGCCGUCUGUGGUACAUGGCACCUGAACUCUUGCUUGGCAGCCGGAAAUGCUCUACUCCAGUUGAUAUUUGGUCUGCAGGUUGUGUAUGUGCUGAGAUGGUGAUCCAACGGCCUCUUUUCACUGGAUAUACUCAAGUGAUCAAAAUUUUCAGCAUUAUGGGCAAGCCGAAUGAGGAAACCUGGCCUGGAGUGACUUUAAUAUGUGAUUUUCUCGAUGCUUUUGUCAGAAAUGAACCUCAGAAUCUGGCUGAACUAGUCCUGGGUCUCGAACCAGCUGGAGUUGAUCUUCUCUCUAAAAUGCUUUGCAUGAAUCCGGAAGGAAGAAUUACAACUUUCGAAGCACUGGAGCACCCCUACUUCGACGACAUUUUAGAGAGUCCUUGA
Molecule: messenger RNA, 1308 nt
Organism: Camellia sinensis
Lineage: Eukaryota; Viridiplantae; Streptophyta; Magnoliopsida; Ericales; Theaceae
Source: RefSeq, a predicted model, not a curated record